AUGGUCCGUGAGAAGCGCAGCUACGACAUCACGGAACUGAGGGCGCAGAUAUACUGGGAUCUGCCGUCAGAUAUUGGACCGAUUCGCCAGCUGCUCGAGGAUUAUAGCGGCAUACAGCCUAAUGAGGUGGAUGGACAUAUCCUUGCAAUCCGCGAGAAAUUGUGGAGGAUCAAGCCCUAUGGCUGUAUCGGGCGGUUCCGGUUCCUCCAGCUAGACUUUGCCCUGGACCCCCGGUACCAGCACGCGGUCAGCCUGCUCAAGAAGAGGUUCUCGAGCACAACAUUCCUGGACCUGGGCUGCUGCGUCGGACAGGUCCUGCGACAGCUUGCACAUGAUGGCGUAGGGACGAACCGGUUGUUUGGCACCGAUGUCGAACCACGGUUCAUGGAGGUGGGCUACGAACUCUUCAACGACCGCAAGAAGCUGCGGUCCAUGUUCGUCGCGGGCGACAUAUUUGCCGAGGGCGAGAGCCCGGCGGCCGACCCGCUCCGCCUGCUCGACGGCAAGAUGACGAUUGUCCAUGCCGCCAGUUUCUUUCACCUCUUUGGCUGGGAGGAGCAGGUCCGGGCGGCCAAGCGCGUGGUUCGACUUAUGAAGCCACGGGAUCAAAACGCCUUCAUAUUCGGGCGUCAAGUCGGCUGCGAUGAUCCUAGCACUCAGCUAGAAGGGACAAGAUUCCUUCACAAUGCCGAAUCGUGGCAGCGGCUAUGGGACGUCGUGGGCGUAGAGACGGGAACUCGGUGGAGGACCGAGUUUGAUAUUAUUCCCGACGAUCCCAGUUCGGCUACCAAGGUGACCGACGACUCGAGCGAGAUGGAGGGCAUAAAUAGGGUUCGUUUUGGUGUUUACAGGGUAUAG
This is a messenger RNA of Pestalotiopsis fici W106-1, 858 nucleotides long. RefSeq lists its product as uncharacterized. NCBI's taxonomy places the organism in Eukaryota, Fungi, Ascomycota, Sordariomycetes, Amphisphaeriales, Sporocadaceae. The record is from RefSeq and is a predicted model, not a curated record. The transcript is spliced from 2 exons. Bases 1 to 858 code for a protein of 285 amino acids.